UUGUCUGGUGACGUCACUGUUGCGACCCGGAAGAAGCGCGACCGACAAUUAGCAGAUGUAAACCGAAUCCGACCACAGACAGUAUAUGGUGACGACCAAGAAGUUUAUCUGCACGAGUACUGGAGUAGAUUAAAGGAAUGGCUCCUCGAAUGGACGAUGUCAUGCGUCUGUGCUGUGAACUUUCAGCUCACGAUCAGAUCAAAGUGGCGGUGAAAAACUCCACUAAAGGCGCCAUGGUAGCAGGAGGAGUUGCUUUUGUAGGCGGGAUGCUCGGUGGACCACCAGGGAUCGCUGUCGGUGGAGCAAUGGGCGGUCUGUUAGGCAGCUGGCUCACCAGCGGGCAGUUCAGGCCUCUCCCUCAGAUCCUGAUGGAGCUGCCUCCUCAGCAGCAGCAGAAGCUCUACAACGACGUCUUGGCUGUUUUAGGGAACCUGGACUGGACGGACGCGGCUCAGCUCGUCGCUCUGGUGAUGGGCAACGCAACGCUGCAGCAGCAGGUCACCGCUGCAUUACUCAGCUACGUCACAAAGGAGCUCAGAGCAGAGGUGCGCUAUCAGGACUGAGUCAGCGAUGCACAUGAACUUUUUAGCAGAACACUCUGCAGCACAUUUUUUAUUUCAAAUGUGAAUCAUGUAGGAUCAACUCUAAGGACUGUGCCAAGCUGCCAGAGUGUCUGCUGUAAGAAGAAGGGAAUCUGUGCACACUCAACACUUAUUUGGAUAAAAAUGGGACAUUAGCACCAAUAAUGUUUGUAGUAUUUUCCUUACUGCUUUUCAAACUCAGUCAAAUAAUGUGCCUUCUGAAUUUUUUAUUUUGAAUCAGGAUACAAUCUUCUUAUUCCCACUCUAAAUGAGUGUUUAAUGUACCUCAGUUAUACCUUUAAGACUACAUACAAUUAAACGCUGGAGAUAUUUGGCUU
This is a messenger RNA of Notolabrus celidotus (New Zealand spotty), 919 nucleotides long. Its product is annotated as protein C19orf12 homolog. NCBI's taxonomy places the organism in Eukaryota, Metazoa, Chordata, Actinopteri, Labriformes, Labridae. The record is from RefSeq and is a predicted model, not a curated record. Bases 138 to 563 code for a protein of 141 amino acids. The transcript has 3 exons.